AUGGCACGCUACGCCACUGCAGUCGAGACAAAAUCGAAUAAAGCUCCGAACAUCAGCAUGAAGCUCGGGCCAAAACAGCCGAACAUCCACACGGCCGUGCUCAUCCGAACAUCAACCCGCUGUGCUCAGCCGAACAUCCACACGGCAGUGCUCGGUAGAACAUCCACCCCGCCGUGCUCAGCCGAACAUCCACCCGGCUGUGCUCGGCCGAACAUCCACCCUGCCAUGCUCGGCCGAACAUCCACCCCGCCAUGCUCGGCCGAACAUCCACACAGCCGUGCUCGGCCGAACAUCCACACAGCCGUGCUCGGCCGAACAUCCACCCUGCCAUGCUCGGCAGAAACAUCCACCCGGCCAUGCUCGGUCGAAAAUCCACCUGGUCGUGCUCGGCCGAACAUCCACCCCGCCGUGCUCGGCAGAACAUCCACCCGCUGUGCUCGGCCGAACAUCCACCCCGCCGUGCUCGGCCGAACAUUCACACGGCCGUGCUCGGCCGAACAUCCACAAGCCGUGCACGGCCGAACAUCCACCUCCCUGUGCUCGGUCGAAUAUCCACCCGGCUGUGCUCGGCAGAACAUCCACACGGCCGUGCUCGGCCGAACAUCCACCCUGCCGUGCUCGGCCGAACAUCCACCCCCCCUGUGUUCGGUCGAAAAUCCACCUGGCCGUGCUCGGCCGAACGUCCACCCCGCCAUGCUCGGCCGAACAUCCACCCCGCCGUGCUCGGCUGAACAUCCACCCGGCUGUGCUUGGCCGAACAUCCACACGGCCGUGCUCGGCCGAACAUCCACCCCGCCGUGCUCGGCCGAACAUCUACCCGGCUGUGCUCGACCGAAAAUCCACCCCACUGUGCUCGGCCGAACAUCUACCCGGCUGUGCUCGGCCGAACAUCCACAAGGCCGUGCUCGGCCGAACAUCCACCCCGCCGUGCUCGGCCGAAAAUCCACCCCGCCGUGCUCGGCCGAACUUCCACCCCGCCGUGCUUGGCCGAACAUCCACACAGCCGUGCUCGGCCGAACAUCCACCCGGCUGUGCUCGGCCGAACAUCCACACGGCCGUGCUCGGCUGAACAUCCACCCCACCGUGCUCGGCCGAACAUCUACCUGGCUGUGCUCGGCCGAACACCCACCCCACUGUGCUCGGCCGAACAUCUUCCCGGCUGUGCUCGGCCGAACAUCCACACUGCCGUGCUCGGCCGAACAUCCACCCCGCCGUGCUCUGCCGAACAUCCAUUCCGCCGUGCUCGGCCGAACUUCCACCCCGCCGUGCUCGGCCGAACAUCCACCCCGCCGUGCUCGGCCGAACUUCCACCCCGCCGUGCUCGGCCGAACAUCCACCCAGCUGUGCUCGGCCGAACUUCCACCCCGCCGUGCUCGGCCGAACAUCCACCCCGCCGUGCUCGGCCGAACUUCCACCCCGCCGUGCUCGGCCGAACUUCCACCCCGCCGUGCUCGGCCGAACAUCCACCCCGCCGUGCUCGGCCGAACAUCCACCCCGCCGUGCUCGGCCAAACAUCCAUCCCGCCGUGCUCGGCCGAACUUCCACCCCGCCGUGCUCGGCCGAACAUCCACCCCGCCGUGCUCGGCCGAACUUCCACCCCGCCGUGCUCGGCCGAACAUCCACCCCGCCGUGCUCGGCCGAACAUCCACUCCGCCGUGCUCGGCCGAACAUCCACCCCGCCGUGCUCGGCCGAACUUCCACCCCGCCGUGCUCGGCCGAACAUCCACCCCGCCGUGCUCAGCCAAACUUCCACCCCGCCGUGCUCGGCCGAACAUCCACCCCGCCGUGCUCGGCCGAACAUACACCCCGCCGUGCUCGGCCGAACUUCCACCCCGCCGUGCUCGGCCGAACAUCCACCCCGCCGUGCUCGGCCGAACAUACACCCCGCCGUGUUCGGCCGAACUUCCACCCCGCCGUGCUCGGCCGAACAUCCACCCCCCUAUGCUCAGUCGAACAUACACCCUGCCGUGCUCGGCCGAACUUCCACCCCGCCGUGCUCGGCUGAACAUACGCCCCGCCGUGCUCGGCCGAACUUCCACCCCGCCGUGCUCGGCCGAACUUCCACCCCCCUAUGCUCGCCUCUGA
Molecule: messenger RNA, 2085 nt
Organism: Bacillus rossius redtenbacheri
Lineage: Eukaryota; Metazoa; Arthropoda; Insecta; Phasmatodea; Bacillidae
Exons: 3
Coding region: 1-2085 (694 amino acids)
Source: RefSeq, a predicted model, not a curated record